AUGGGUGACUGGAGCUUUCUGGGGCGGCUGCUGGAGAACGCUCAGGAACACUCCACUGUCAUAGGAAAGAUCUACCAUUUGGGCUGGAAGAAGGUCAAACAAGGGGUCACCAAUGAGUUCUCCCCCACCUCUGAGUCACUGCUGCUGGGUUCACAUGGUCGUGGUGAUGCAGUCACCGUGGCAGAGCAGAGCUCUCCUCCGGUGCACGACUGUUUGCCAACAUACAACCGUGUGAGUGAGGUGAAUGGCGCCCCGGCUGAGGGCGGCACAUACAGUCCCAUUGAAGUGCCGAUGGUUAUACCUCUGAACCCCAACACGACAGCGCCCCCAUACCCGCUGAAGGCAGGAGGGGACAGCUUAAUGGUGGAGGGCAUGUCCAGUCCCCUUUAUGAGAAAGUGAGCAUCGGGAGCCACAGUCACAUAGCUGCAAUGGAGCAGAACUGGAGCAACAUGGCACUGGAGCUCCAGUCUUCAGAUGGUAAAAACUCCCCCAGCUCUGACCACCCUACGGCUCCAUCUCCCCCCAGCUCAGCCUCCUCUUCCCCCCAACAGGAGAUGACUCCACCACACCCAGAUGAAGAGCUUCUGUCGUCUUUCCCCACACUGCCCCGCGACACCCCCCUCAACCUCAUCGCUCCCAAAGAGGAACCAGAGAGUGAGGAGAGCCCCUCACCAGACGACUUUACCAUCGUCACCAAAGCAGAGAUGCACCCGCCUCCAGCUGCCCUUCUGACCGACAUCCAGAGGUCUAAUCGAGCCUGCAAGCCCAGUAUCCGCGCUCGCCCUGACGACCUGGCAGUGUAG
Molecule: messenger RNA, 804 nt
Organism: Knipowitschia caucasica
Lineage: Eukaryota; Metazoa; Chordata; Actinopteri; Gobiiformes; Gobiidae
Source: the annotation of a GenBank genome assembly